Molecule: messenger RNA, 1616 nt
Organism: Oryza sativa Japonica Group (Japanese rice)
Lineage: Eukaryota; Viridiplantae; Streptophyta; Magnoliopsida; Poales; Poaceae
Molecular function (GO): protein binding
Source: RefSeq, a predicted model, not a curated record
AUGGUAGAUAUCGAUCUGAACAUCCAGUAGUGUAGCUAGUACAGUACUGAUCUCCUCCUAUACAUGGCAAAGGAGAAAGCUCCUUGCUGCAGUACAAACAACAGCAGCAAAGCACCGGCGACGGCGAGGCCGACGACCAAGGGGUCAACAACAGCGUCCGGCAAUGGCAGGCCACCGCCGACGACGCUGCACGACGUCCCCGACAAGCUCCUGGAGCUCAUCCUCCAAAACCUCGAUUCGUCUCUCUCGCUCGUCCGCGCCGCGGCGACAUGCCAGCGGUGGCGCCGAGUCAUCACCCAACAGAGCUUCGUCCUCGACUACGACAUACCACCGCAUCAGAUCGUGGGCCACUACCACCACCGUCUCCAUCCACCAUCCUUCACUACUCCCAAACCCAGAGGCUGCUGCAGCAGCGUCGCGUUCGUCCCCACCUCGCCGGAGUUUCUCACCACCGGCCGCCGCCGCCGCCGCUUCUCCCUCGACUUCCUCCCCGGUGGCGGCUCGCGGUGGGAGAUCGUCGAUAGCCGUGGCAGCCUCCUCCUCCUCGCCAAGAAAAAGAAAUCCAACUGGAUGCGCCGCUGCUUCCCCGACCUCGUCGUCUGCGAGCCGGUCACACGGCGGCACAAGGUGAUCCCUCGCAUGGAGGUGAUGAAGUACCACCACUGCGUCGGCGUGUUCCUCCUCGACUUCGACCGCAACGGCAGCUUCUCCAUGUCCAAUUUCAAGGUGACAUGCGUGGUGUACCAGCCAUACUUCGGUGUGUCCGGAGAUGUUGGCACGAUUACUGUUUGCGAGUACAUGGAGGACAUGUGGGAUUGGACCCGGCACAUGAAGCCCGACGAAGAUGAUGAGGUACCCAAGCUUUUCGAGUGGUACGUCGUCGUCACGCAUCUCAGAACCAGACCCGGUAUCCAUCUCCAUGAUAGGGAUUCCCUUCGUUUUCUUGGCCAUGCUGGGGGCUCGAUAUUCUGGGCGAUCAAGGAAGACGAAGGGUCACUGCUAAUUCUCGAUGAGAAUGGGAUUGAUCCCCACAUUUUACGCACGCCAGCGGGUGUGCGAGGGUCAGAGCUGCGAGCUAUCGUCGACGGCAAUGGCGACCGUCACAACGUGCGCGUCGUCGUCUUAGAGGGAGAGACUCUCCGUGUUGUGACAUGGUUGUGCGACACUGAUGAGUUGGUUCUUGAGAAGAGCCUCCAUUUGGUGGAGGCUACUCGUAGGCUACAAGGCUACAAGGAGAGCUGUUUUUGCGGCGGAGUGGACAUCGUCACGGUGAGCACGUCGUGUGCUGUUGUGACGCCGGUGGAGGAGAAGACGACAUGGAUGGUCUCCAUCGACCUUGAGACCAUGGAGGUGACGGAAUGCAAGUACGCAAGUGUUGCGUAUCCGUGUGAGCUUCCGUGGCCACCUACCUUAAGCGCUUGCACCGUGAAUUGUAGAAGAUUUGGAUAUAUAUGGUCGUUGCCCUAACAUCUGUGUCUAUUGAUUGGAAUAAUACCCUUUAAUCUUGUAAGAUGAUAUAAACAUGGCCCUUGCUUUUCUUGAAUGUGUAGAUUGGAUUUAGUGUUGUAUGUUCAUGAAGAGAGCUAUAUGAUGAUAUUAUGACCUCUGCAACAAAA